AUGCUUCUACAACUUCUUCGGGCGGGUAUUAAUAGAUCAGUAACACAGCAGGGACGUGGGCUUUUAAACUCCACCAUGGGGCUUUCUCAUCCAUUCUUGACUCGAGGUUUUAAGGUCCGAACGGCUAUCAAGAAAUUUUGCAGCGAUUGCUACAUGGUGAGACGUAAGGGGAGAGUUUACGUUUACUGUAAAUCUAACAAAAAGCAUAAGCAACGCCAAGGUUGA
Lachancea meyersii CBS 8951 is the source of this 225-nucleotide messenger RNA. Lineage: Eukaryota; Fungi; Ascomycota; Saccharomycetes; Saccharomycetales; Saccharomycetaceae. The record is from the annotation of a GenBank genome assembly.